Oppia nitens is the source of this 999-nucleotide messenger RNA. Its product is annotated as kallikrein-1E2-like. The coding region runs from base 1 to 999 and encodes 332 amino acids. Lineage: Eukaryota; Metazoa; Arthropoda; Arachnida; Sarcoptiformes; Oppiidae. The transcript is spliced from 3 exons. Gene Ontology annotation, biological process: proteolysis. Gene Ontology annotation, molecular function: serine-type endopeptidase activity. The record is from RefSeq and is a predicted model, not a curated record.
AUGAUAUUAUUAAUGCUAAUUGUUUUGCCAUCAGUUGUUUUGUCACUAUUUGUUAAAUGGGAUCAAAACAAUGGUGUAGGCGAUAGAAACUGUGGGCUCAGAUAUGUGCCGACAAAUGUUAUGAUAAGUUAUCCGAUCAAAUGUUUUAAACAUAGAGUUUAUACAAAUAUAACAAUUGACGAUAUUUUCGGAUCGUUUCAAUGGAAUGGUCGGCCAAAUAUUGAUACUAAAAUUUAUAAGGGAUUGGACGCUGAAUUUGCUGAAUCACCAUGGACAGUUGUACUCACUACAUACCAUCUCUUUAGCCAACAUUACUACCAGUGCACCGGUAUAUUGAUCAAUAAGCGUUGGAUAAUUACUUCAGCCCAUUGUAAUUAUGACAAUGAAACCAAAACUAUUGAAUAUAGUUGGAGUCGAGUGCGAGCCGGUCCUAACAGAGAUGUCAUGGGUUGGGUCCAUAAGAAAGACAUGUUUAUUCAUCCAAACUUUACAAUGGAUUGGCGUAAAUCACGAGAAGCCGACAUUGCAUUGUAUAAAAUGAAUAGCGAUAUGAAUACUACAAUCUAUAGCAGCCAUUACUUAAUCAAUGGUGUGUGUCUUCCUACGGGUGAUAAACCAUUUAACAGACAUUACGAUACGGCAACAGUGUUUGGUUGGGGAUUGGUAUCGACCAAUCAACUGUCAGAUAGGUUACAAAAAGCAGACAUUGCAUUGACCCGACAAAUCGGUUGUUAUGAUAGAGAAAUGAUGUGUUCAUCAGGAGGUCAUACAAAUCCCGAUACCCGGGUUUGUUCGGGUGAUUCGGGUGCAGGUUUGGUCCAGUAUAUAGAUAGUGCCCGAACUCGUGCCAUAUUAAUAGGUUUGAUGGCUACUAUUGUCUAUGGUGUAGGAACUUCUAGUGAUGUUUGCGAUGAAACUAUUGCGAGUAUGGCUUUUGUGUCCAUUCCUCGACAUAUCAAUUGGAUAUUACAAACAAUUAAAAACAAUAGCAAUACUUAA